This is a messenger RNA of Trichoderma breve, 1218 nucleotides long. Its product is annotated as SCA7, zinc-binding domain-containing protein. The coding region runs from base 1 to 1218 and encodes 405 amino acids. NCBI's taxonomy places the organism in Eukaryota, Fungi, Ascomycota, Sordariomycetes, Hypocreales, Hypocreaceae. Gene Ontology annotation, biological process: RITS complex assembly; regulation of transcription by RNA polymerase II; regulatory ncRNA-mediated heterochromatin formation. The transcript is spliced from 5 exons. Gene Ontology annotation, cellular component: SAGA complex. The record is from RefSeq and is a predicted model, not a curated record.
AUGGCGCCAGACGCAGAGUCGCGCAAAGGCGCAGACCAAACAAUCAAGGUCGCUUCCAAAAAGGACUCCAAGAAUGCAACAAUAAAGCUUAAAAAGUCGGUUCCAAAGCAUAGCAAGCCGGGCAACUGGAUGGAUGGCAGCGUCAUCGAUGAAGAGAAAAAAAAGACAAACAACUCGUCACCCUCGGUGCCAGUAUCUCCUGGGCCCGUCGUCAACCAACUAGACGACUUAUCCCGCGAGACUUUUGCGACUGGACGACCCCUGGAGGACAACCCGGAGCUUCAACAGUGCAAGCAUUGCAAGAAGAGCAUAUUGAAAACGGCUGCCAAGGCCCAUAUAGCACAGUGCCUCAAGGUCAAGAAAGAAAAGGCCCAGCGGAAGAAGGAGGCUCGAGAAGCUCGAGAGCGAGCAAAGGAGGCGGCCCGGGAAGAAGAGGCCAAGAAGAAUGAUGACGACAACGCAGAUGGCAAAGACGAAGACAGUGACGCCGAAGAGGAAAAGAAAGCCGGCAAAAAGGCCGCCAGCAAGAAGCCAGAGGUCAGCAAGAAGCGCAAAGCCGAUGCUGAUGCAGACAAGGGGCCGAAGGCAAAGAAGAAGAAGGAUGAGCCAAAGGCUAAGCUCCCGAAGCCAAAAGGACCUGUCGAUGUUGAGCGCCAAUGUGGUGUCAUUCUACCCAAUGGCCAACCAUGCGCUCGUUCUUUAACGUGUAAAAGUCAUUCCAUGGGAGCAAAGCGUGCUGUAUCAGGAAGAUCUUUGCCCUACGACAUGCUUCUAGCCGCGUACCAGAAAAAGAAUCAAGCCAAGCAGCAGAAAGCUGCGUUGGAUGCAAACGCACCUCUUGAGGACGACGACGACGCUAAUAACGGCCCUGUAGACUCUGAUGAAGAGACAGGCGCCGUCAUGAGUGCCUUGGCCCACUGGAACCCUCAGCCCCUAAUCCCACAACCCGUCUUCACCCCCAUCAAGCGCCAGUACCAGCUUGCAAGGCUUCAUGAGCAGUUGCAAAUGGCCACCAAUGGAGGCCGCACAAACAUCUUCAAGGUCACCGGCUUUGGCGCUCAGAGACUGCCCCCGGGCCACCCUGGGCUGUUGGAUAACGAAGACGCUCCGGGCGAGCCCGACGUAGAAUCCAUGUCCAUCCCGGGGUCAGCGAGGCAGGCCAGCUUCGGCAUGCCUGCGCCGCCACAAAGGCAGGCCUCGGUGGCAAGCCGGGCAUAG